Durotheca rogersii is the source of this 1419-nucleotide messenger RNA. RefSeq names its product putative amine oxidase. NCBI's taxonomy places the organism in Eukaryota, Fungi, Ascomycota, Sordariomycetes, Xylariales, Xylariaceae. Bases 1 to 1419 code for a protein of 472 amino acids. The record is from RefSeq and is a predicted model, not a curated record. Gene Ontology annotation, molecular function: oxidoreductase activity. The transcript has 3 exons.
AUGGCGAUGGUCUCCUUCAUCACAGACGUAAUCGUGAUAGGCGCCGGCCUCAGCGGCCUGCAGACUGCGAUAGGCAUCCAGGCUGCUGGGCACUCCUGUGUCGUCCUCGAGGCGACGGACCGCGUGGGCGGCAAGACGCUAAGCAUUAAGUCGGAUCCAAAUGAUAAGAAGGGGGACGGCGUCGUCGAUGUCGGUGCUGCUUGGGUGAACGACUCCAACCAAUCUGAAAUCUGGAAGCUAUUCGAUAAGUACGACAUCGGGGCCAUAAUCCAGCGGGCGACCGGGACGAGCUUCCUACAGGCCGACAACGGCAUCGUCAUACCACACCCCUACCACGAGCAGCCACUGGACGACGCCUCAGCCGAGGAACAGCGCCGGGUCUACGAGGCGAUACAGACGGAGAUAGAUGCGAUGGACUUGGAGCGGCCGGAAAGGAGCCCGCGAGCGCGCGAGCUCGAUAGCGUCACGUUCGCCGAUUACGCCCGCAAGAUCGGGCCGCAUAUCGGCGAGCAACUCGCGUCGUCGGCCAUGGCGUCGCUGCUCGGCGUCGAGGCGGACGAGGUCAGCGCCCUGUAUGCCAUCAAUUACAUCAAGAGCGGUGGCGGUGUGCACAUCAUCGCGUCGGACGAGAAGGAUGGUGCGCAGUAUAUACGCGGGCGUCGGGGUAUGCAAGCGAUAGCGCAGGGCCUUGCGAGCGAUCUAGAGCCGGGCACCGUCCGCCUCAACACGGUUGUCAAGUCGGUGCAGCAGACAGCCAAAGGGACCUACAGGGUGACUUCUGCUAAAGGUGCCGUGUUCGAGGCCAAACACGUCGUGGUGUCUGUGCCGACGAGCCUGUACCGGACCAUUGAUUUUUCGCCGCCGCUUCCGAAAUUGAAGCAGAGGCUCAGCGCAAGCACGUCGAUGGGUAACUAUAACAAGGUUGUCCUCGUGUUCGACCGACCGUGGUGGCGCGAGGCGGGGCUGUCCGGCGUCAUGACGACGACGUCGGCGGAUCUCGGGCCCAUCCUCUUCACGCGCGAUACGAGCUCUGAGAAAGAUGGGCAGUGGUCCAUCAGCUGCUUUAUCGCGGGCGACCGCGCGCGCUCCUGGGCCAAGCAGCCGAAGGCGAAGCGGCUCAAGAGCGUGCUGGACCAGUUCCGGGCCGUCUUUUCGACAGCAGCCUCCGUGCCGCAGCCGGUCGCAGUCCACGAGCGCAUAUGGUCGCACGACCCGUUCUUCCGCGGCGCGCCGUCGCCCGUCAUGGGACCUGGUGUGCUGACGACGAUCGGGUCCGACACGCUGCGCAAGCCGGUUGGCAAGAUCCACUUCGUUGGCACGGAGACCGCAAUCGUCUGGAAAGGCUACAUGGAUGGCGCCAUACGCUCCGGAUACCGUGGCGCGGAGGAGGUCGUCGCGCGUUUGCGAGCGGAGGAGUGA